This is a messenger RNA of Xyrichtys novacula (pearly razorfish), 4556 nucleotides long. NCBI's taxonomy places the organism in Eukaryota, Metazoa, Chordata, Actinopteri, Labriformes, Labridae. The record is from the annotation of a GenBank genome assembly.
AGAAUCUCGUGACGUCACGCACGCGGAAGCGACAUGCUCAUUCAUUCUACCGGUUUUUCCAGCGCAUCUCAUGGUCGCGUUAUCCCCUGGACGCACAGUAAGUUUCUCAGACACAGACGUGAUAAACAGCUUAUUUUAUUAAUGUUUUAUAUUGGAUUGUACACGGUGGUGUUAAAAAAUAGCUCCUUUGUUUGUGAAGCUUGGUUUCUAUCCUGCUCAGGCCGGCAGAUGUUGUCGGUUAGCAGCUAAGCUAACGGAUGAGUCUGUGAAAGCUGCAACUCUGGGUUCAGAGAUCCUCUCAAGGUUGAAACAGAUGAUCAUAAAAGUAAGCUGCUUUCCUGCGCUUACCUAUAAUAACAUUAAAAUUAAUACCUUAGUGUUUUCUGUUAAUUUACUCUGACAUUGUAGAGGUCAUACAAGCAUUAUUAUUUGAUACUUAGUGGAAAGAAAUUCAUCUAAACUCAAACUACCUUAUACAAACAUCUGUUUAAAGGAAUUCAGAUGUAGCAUACAUAUAACUUAUAUUCGUGGUAUAAAACAUGGUAUUUAACCAAUGCCUGGGCGAUUUGGCAAAAAAUAAUCAUUAAGAUAUAUUUUAUCAUAUCAUCCAAUCUCGAUUAUUAUCACGAUUUUUUUUAACUGCCUGUUUUACAGCAUCAGUACCAAAAACUAAAGAAAACUAGAGAUUAGUUCAACAUUUUAUUUACAUACAAAGUAAAUAACAGAGCAAAUUGAAUAAGAUAAACUUAGGAAAAUAUAAAGACCAUUUUAACUCAACAUUACAACAAAUGUAAAUACUAAAUAAUACAGUGAACUAGUUUACAGACCUGAGUGUUUCUGCAGGUAUGCAAGACCCAAAAUAAACAAAACGCCCCCUCAGGGAUAAUGAAGACGCCUUAAAAUGUAAACAUUAGAUGAUGAACACGUAGAUGAUAUGCAUUUAGUUGUUUUAAAAUGUGCUUUAUAAAUAAACCUGGAUUGGAUUGGAUGAUAUGAUUGAUUGCUGCUUUGGUCUGGCACCCCUAGUUGUGGCUAAACUGCUAAUGCUACUUGUGCCGUCACUAGUGGCAGGCUGUACAGACUCCCCUCACAUUUUCAUGCUUUCUGCAUAAUCACUCUGGAAGUACUUCUUCAAACAAUUAAACAGAUCUAUUGUGUUGCCAGUUCUGAGGGCACCGACCGCCAGCAUACCUUGCACAUCUGCUUGGUUGCUCGACAUCACUUUAGAGAUACCCAAACCACCGCCACACAACUGAUGUUGAAUAAAAGUCAUGGCUGACAUCUAUUUUGCUGCCCUCAGCUCUGUGUUUAGCUCCACGUUCGGUCAUUCUGUUUACUUCUCCGGCAACUUACAGAAGUGGGCAGGGAAAGCUUGACUCUGAUUGGCAGGGCCCGACAGAUACGGAUUUUUUGGGGCUGAUGCCGAUUAUUAGGGGGUGAAAAAUCCGAUUAACGAUUAAUCGGCUGAUUUAUAAAAAAUUUUUUUAUAAAGUUAUAAAAAAUAUAUAUACUGCAGAUAUACUGUAGGCUACUGCUCUUCACGCCGACAGGAAGACCGACUGAUCAAACUUCGACCAGAAGAGCGAUUUCAACUACCCGAGUUCAAGUGGGUUGAACUGAAACUUGUUGACUUAUUGUGUAUUUCACUAACUGGUUUAUUUACCUAUGAGGGGGACCACUCUCCUCCGUGCGUCCCUGAGCUGCCUGCUUCACGUCACUCUGCUGUGCUGUGAGGUAGAAUUUUUCAAAUGGCAGAACAUUUUCGAAGUGAAACCAAAUCUUAUUCUCUGCAUUUUAUUUCUGACAAUAUUGGCAAAAAUCGGCGAGUUUUGGCCGAUUACCAAUUAAUCUCAAAUGGGCUAAAAUAAGCUGAUUUAAUCAGUCGGGCCCUAGUUGUGACGCACAUUUCUGCUAUGUUUGAUUGAGUAAAUAUGCUCACAGCUGAUCACUGUGGUCGAACUGAAAUUUAUCACAAUCAUCGAUCACGAUCAUAUAAUCGCCCAGUCCUAAUUUAACCUUAAACUCCAAUAAAUCAGGAUGGCUUUUAACCCUUCUGAUUGCCCUGUUGUUCCAGAGAGAUGCUGCUGCUGGUGCUGGGUGCCCUCCUCCUGCUCUUCUGCAGCCUGGACGUGUGGUACUUCCUCCGUGGGGCCCAGGUGUUUGUGGAGGCGUGGUUCCAACCCCGAAUAUGGGACAUUCUAGCCGAACAAACCAUUGAAGGCAUGGUCCUCCCCCAUGAUUUGGACUAUAUGGGCCACAUGAACAACUCCCGAUACCUCAGGGAGUGUGACUUUGCACGCUUCCAUCAUUACAUGCGAAACGGGCUGUUCAUGGCCUCACGCAAAUUGGGGGCCAAGAUGGUGGUAGGGGCCUCCACUAUACGAUACCGGCGCUCCCUGGCUUUCCGAGAGGCCUUCGAGAUUCGGACCAAAGUGUUAGGAUGGGACGAGAAGGCUUUUUACUUGGAGCAGCGCUUUGUGUCCAAGAGAGAUGGUUUUGUCUCUGCGGUCAUGCUCUGCAGGCAGAAUGUGGUUCGCUGCAGCCCAGAGACGAUCAUCGAAUAUGUCUGCAAAAGGAAGGUGAGUAUUAACUUGUGACUAAAGGUCCUUACACACCUGGAACGAUAGCAAAAUCGACCGCGAUUCGAAAAAAUAUAUGCUGCAAUAUCGCAGGACAGGAAAAUGUCGCUGAUGUGAAGGCUUGUAUUGACAGGAUACGGGUUCAAAAAAAAAUACUGACGUCCGAAAUAAUCACACCAAAAAAAAGGGGUUAAGAUGUAUGAUUGUAUGAGUGUACGUACUUUCAUUAUGCUAUUAUCUCUGAGUGUUGGUUUGUUAAACCACAAAAAAACAUCCAUUACAAUCAAAAUAGUAUACUCAAGGCAAUACCAAACUAACCAAAAAAUCAUGUUUAAAAAAAAGGGGAAUUUUGAACACCUAGCAGCCCGAUUUAAGUCAAAUUAUCAGAUUAUUUGAUAGAGUGGCAAACAUGUCCGUCAGAGUUUUAGGAAAACUCAGCUGAUGCUCUAAAAUCGACAUUCCAAAAUCCAAAGGUCUACUUAUCCCACUUUAGGAAGCUUGGGCAUGAAAGUAUUCUGAAGUUUCAUUAAAAACAUCCUCAGAUGUUCAAUUUAAUUGUUCAUCAUUUCACUGUUGUUCGAGAUUGACUACAACUUUUUUCACUUAUUGUUCUUUCAAUUUGGUGUCUGUUUGCAGAUUGAGUGCCCAGAGUUUCCUGAGGAUCUCAAACACUGGAUCAGCUACAUUUCAGCCAGCAGCCAGGCCCUCCGAGCCGAGAGCGGCCUGGAAGAGAAGAACAAGUGAAGCCGCACCGUGACGCCAUGAAUCAUGAGUGUAGACCCACAUAUCAUUUACACUGCACGCACACAUACAAAUGGUAAACAUACUCACACACACACACACACACACACACACACACACACACACACACACACACACACACACACACAAACAAACAGUUAAAAACAAUGUAGAGGGUUUUUAGUUGACGUACCAGAUUCCAUUUAUCUCAGUCCUACCUGCUGUGUAAUUUUUUUGUAUGACGUGAACAGAAAUACUGAACUUGAGACUGCUGAACAUGAAAACUUGAACUCCGAAGUAUUCCAUGUUUUUAAAACGCACAAACUGUAACGCACUGGAAUCAUUCUGAAGGUUCUCCGCUCCGAAGAAAGUGAUACAAUAACCUUUAUCUGUGCAGCUUAUUCCGACCGGCUUUCAUUCUCAUUUAGCAAAACUGUUCGACUUUAGAUUCGCAUGUAGAGCCAAACCUAAUCGUCCACUGACAUUGAUGCAUGUUUUAAAAAAAGGAAACAGAGGAAUAUUUUUGUGCCUGUUUACUCGAUUAGCUGUAGCUUCCACUUACAGUUUCAGAGAAUUAUAACUUUCUAAGGGAAAAAAAUGUAGGUGCGAUGCAAUACUUGAAUGAAUAUCAUGAACGUGUACUGACUACUGUUUUGAUCUUCCCAUCAGCAUUUUGCACAACAAGCCCAUGCUGCAUCCAUGUCAUCAAUCUGAAAGGAAUUCUUAGAUUAUGAAGGAUCCUUGUAUCAUUUCAGUAUUAUUGUUUUACUGAAUUCUUGCUUUUAAAGGGGAGGCUUCUUGAUUAGAGCUGCAUGUAGUGUUAGAGAAAGUCCUGACUUGAUAAGAAAACGCCAGUAAGACGUUGCUAGCUACUAUUUUAAACUUUUCAUGCACAAAAAGCGUGAAUGCUUGGAAUGAUAUAGUGAGAAAGCCUGUUUUAAAAUCUUGAACCUGCCCUUUAAUAAUUUAAAGCUUUAUUUUAUGACCAAAGUAAUGUAUUUGCUUGAAGAUGGGAAAAAAAAUCAACUCAUAAACAUGUACGUCUUUCCUGUUGUCUUUGUUUGAAUGGCACUUACUAAAACAAUCCUGUUCAGUUAUUUUUGUUUGCUGACAGAUGGUAACCUCUUAUUUUCCACUGAAGUUAGUUAUUUAUGUUUUAUUUGAAAAGUUCCAUGUUAUUUAUCAUGUCUGUUCAUUAUUUAAAGGCAUUUUAAAUUAAAAAUGUAUCAGAAACUA